Helobdella robusta is the source of this 1137-nucleotide messenger RNA. RefSeq lists its product as hypothetical. Gene Ontology annotation, molecular function: chloride channel activity. Bases 1 to 1137 code for a protein of 378 amino acids. The record is from RefSeq and is a predicted model, not a curated record. NCBI's taxonomy places the organism in Eukaryota, Metazoa, Annelida, Clitellata, Rhynchobdellida, Glossiphoniidae. The transcript has 10 exons.
AUGACGGUCACAUAUUCAGCAGAAGUGGCUACGGCUGGCUGGGGUUUCUUGAAACUCUUGAAAAGAUGGCAAGGUAGCAUAUACAAACUUUUAAGAUUUGAGUUUCCAAUAUACUUGACGUCAUUCUACCUUCUUGCCAUUAUCUAUCAUUUUGCGCUGGAUGACAAGAGGAAGAGAGAUUUCGAGUUUUUAGCCGAACACUGUCACGUUUUCAACAGCUCAAAAGCGCUUGCAUUUGUUCUUGGUUUUUUCGUGAGUUUCGUGAUGCAGAGAUGGACGUACGUGGUUAACACAAUUCCAUGGCCUGACCGCAUGGCUAUGUUCGUCACUGCCAACAUGAUUGGCCACAGUGAGAAGAUCAGGCUGAUGAGGAGGACCAUCAUGAGAUAUUUUUGUUUGGCAUAUUUGAUCACAAUGUCUUCAAUAAGUCCUCCCGUCAAGAGAAAGUAUCCCAAGUUCAGGAGCAUGAUUGAAGCUGGUUUCAUGUUAGAGAAUGAAUUGCAAGUGAUUGAGAGUAUAAAAGCAAAAGACAACAAGUACUUUGUUCCUCUGGCCUGGUGCACAGCUCUGGUGGCCAGGGCGCGACAGGAAGGAAAGAUCAAAGAUGAUUUCGCCGUCAAGACUUUAGUCGAUGAAAUUAACCAAUUUCGCGGACAACUUGCCAGUCUGUUUAUUUUCGAUUGGAUCCCAUUGCCAAUGGUCUACACCCAGGUAGUGACAAUAGCUGUAUACAGUUAUUUUAUUCCUGCCCUGUUGUGCAAGCAGUUUCGAUUUGGCAAUGAUAACUCUCUUUUAUACCAAGAUUGGUUUCCAAUUUUCACAUUUUUAGAGUUCAUUUUCUACAUGGGUUGGCUGAAGGUCGGUGAGUCAUUCAUCAACCCAUACGGGAAUGACGACGAUGAUUUGGAUUUUGACACUCUCAUUGACAGAAGUUUUAGGGUAACUUAUCUGAUUGUGGACGAAAUGCAUAACGAACAUCCUGAAUUGAUUAAGGACCAGUAUUGGGAUUCAACUUUCAUCGAAUCAGCACCAGCAAACGCUCCAAUGCGAAGUCGCAAAUCUUCUUAUCUGGGAUCAGCUUUAGAACUUCAGUAUGUAAUAUUUCCCUUUCUACUUGAUAGCCUUAGUUUAAAUUAG